AUGUGGAAUAGGGUGGUUUCGCACCUUUCCAAUUUGGAGGAUGUUGCGAUUAAUUAUCUGAGAAGGUUCCCUUGUAUGGCAGAGUAUACUUAUGACCCUAUAAGUGCCCGAAUCACGCUCUUCUUGCUCGUUGUAGGGACGAUGGCGUUCAUAAACGAGCUUUACAUCACCAUCGAAAUGACUUUCCUGCAGAAAGAGACCUACGCAGAGCUGAAUAAAGCACCGCUCAAUGUGGAAGAUUUAAGGAAUCACCGGAUGGUUAUGGACGAUGAGUUUCACGGGCGGGAAUGGUGGGACGAGAAGAGCGGCAUUGUUAUCGAGGAAUUUGAGUCUCGUGAGCGGUUCUUUGCUAAACCUGUCCAUGUAGCACAUGUUUAUGUUGAGUGCAACAUCAUAGACGGUGAGACAGGUUCGGACUUGCUAUCGCGGCCUUUCCAAUUUCAUAUAGAGUUUUCGCCAGAGGAGUACGAAAACGAAAAAAGGCCAGAGUUUGGCUGCAAGCUCAUAGUGCUCAGACGCAAACUCUACCACUUCUUCAAGGAGACUGAGCUGUAUCAAGAACUUGUGGCUCACAAUUCAAAGAAAGAUGAAAGUGUGCGCUUCACUGUAUCGAGCGGCGUUAAAAUCUAUAACGCGGCGAAAGAGCUGUUACCUACCACAAUUGACGACAUCCAGCUAUGUUUCUUGAAGAUAGAAACUGGUGACAGCAUAAGAUGCGACUUUGUUGUGUAA
Lachancea thermotolerans CBS 6340 is the source of this 732-nucleotide messenger RNA. It is a transcript of the gene ERG29, whose product is annotated as Erg29p. The coding region runs from base 1 to 732 and encodes 243 amino acids. The record is from RefSeq and is a predicted model, not a curated record. Lineage: Eukaryota; Fungi; Ascomycota; Saccharomycetes; Saccharomycetales; Saccharomycetaceae. The transcript has a single exon.